Emiliania huxleyi CCMP1516 is the source of this 540-nucleotide messenger RNA. RefSeq lists its product as hypothetical. Bases 1 to 540 code for a protein of 179 amino acids. Lineage: Eukaryota; Haptophyta; Isochrysidales; Noelaerhabdaceae. The transcript has 2 exons. The record is from RefSeq and is a predicted model, not a curated record.
AUGUUGCUGAGGAUCCUCCUCGUCUCCCUCGCCGUCGCCCAGGCAAAGGACGUGCCGAACGGCCACGAGAUCGAGGCGCCCGGCCUCGCAAGCAGCCAGACCAGUUGGGUCGACCUCACCCGCAAAAUCACAAUGGUGAUGAAGAACGGUGCCGGCGACGACCACGUCGCGCUCGCGGUCACAGGCCACCGCCGCAAGCUGGACCAUGACGAAUGCGCCGAUGGCUCGUCGCUUUUGGACUAUAACCACGGCUCCUGCGGGAUCUUCUGGAAGAAGUCGCACUGCUGGUAUGAAUUCGCCGACACGCCUAAGGCGAACGAUCCCAUGCUCGCCUACCUUCGUGACGAAGAAGUGUGCCUUUCACCGUUCUGGGCGAACGCGAACGACGUUUGCUGCGUCACCGACACCGGCGCGGUCGUGGGAGCAGCCGUCGGCGGUGCCGUGGGCCUUCUCCUCGUCGUGGGCGCCAUCCUCUACUGCUCCAUCUUCCUCGCAUGCUGCGCAUGCUGCCCGUGCAACAAGAAGAAGGGCCAGGCCUAG